This is a messenger RNA of Eublepharis macularius, 2373 nucleotides long. RefSeq names its product beta-soluble NSF attachment protein. NCBI's taxonomy places the organism in Eukaryota, Metazoa, Chordata, Lepidosauria, Squamata, Eublepharidae. Gene Ontology annotation, cellular component: synaptobrevin 2-SNAP-25-syntaxin-1a complex; terminal bouton; vacuolar membrane. Bases 1 to 900 code for a protein of 299 amino acids. Gene Ontology annotation, biological process: intracellular protein transport; SNARE complex disassembly; regulation of synaptic vesicle priming. Gene Ontology annotation, molecular function: soluble NSF attachment protein activity; syntaxin binding. The record is from RefSeq and is a predicted model, not a curated record. The transcript is spliced from 11 exons.
AUGGAUGCCGCCACUGCGGGCAACAAGGAGCGGGAGGCCGCGCAGCUCCUGGCCGAGGCCGAGAAGAGGGUGAAGUCCUCGCAUUCCUUCCUGAGGGGGCUCUUCGGAGGAAAUACAAAGGUGGAAGAAGCAUGUGAGAUGUACACCAGAGCUGCAAAUAUGUUUAAGAUUGCCAAAAACUGGAGUGCCGCAGGAAAUGCAUUUUGCCAGGCAGCCAAACUCCACAUGCAGUUGCAGAGUAAACAUGAUUCGGCCACCUGUUUUGUGGAUGCGGGAAAUGCUUUCAAAAAGGCAGAUCCACAAGAGGCUAUCAACUGCUUAAAUGCUGCCAUCGAUAUUUACACAGACAUGGGCCGAUUCACUAUUGCUGCCAAACAUCACAUUACUAUUGCGGAGGUUUAUGAGUCUGAGCUGGUAGAUAUUGAAAAGGCUAUUGCACAUUAUGAACAAGCUGCAGAUUAUUACAAAGGAGAAGAAUCCAACAGUUCUGCUAACAAAUGUCUGCUGAAAGUAGCUGGAUAUGCGGCUCAGUUAGAGCAAUAUCAGAAGGCCAUUGAAAUUUUUGAACAGGUUGGAACAAGUACUAUGGAUAACCCUUUGCUCAAGCAUAGUGCAAAAGAUUAUUUCUUCAAAGCUGCUCUGUGUCACUUUUUGGUUGACGAAUUGAAUGCUAAGCUUGCUCUCGAGAAGUAUGAAGAAAUGUUCCCAGCAUUUACGGAUUCAAGGGAAUGUAAACUAUUGAAAAAAUUGCUGGAAGCUCAUGAGGAACAAAACUGUGAGGCAUACACAGAAGCAGUGAAAGAAUUUGAUUCGAUAUCACGCUUGGAUCAGUGGCUCACCACCAUGUUGCUGCGCAUUAAAAAAUCAAUUCAAGGAGAGAGUGAGGGGGAUCUGAAGUGAUCUGUCCAGUGUCACUUGUGCCAUUUCUGUUGAAGUACUCUUGUGUUGUGGCCCAGGACCAUAGUGGGAUACUUGAUAAAUGCUUCUAGCUUCACUGACUGGUGUCUUGUUCAGUGUUCUGUAGUGGCUCAUGCUGUGGCAACUAAGGACAUGAAUUGUACAUGUGUAAGCUGGAUUCUUUUUAAGACUGCUAAAUAUAACACAGGUCCUGAUCUUUUGCACGUUUACUUGGAAGUAAAACCCACUACGGUCCAGCGGAACUUGCUUUCAUGUAAUUGUGCAUCAGAUUGCAGGUCAUGUAAAUUCACUGAUGUGAAAUGCCAGCCAUCGAAAUUAUGCACUUGUAAUUUGAGUAGUGAUGUUUCUCACUCCCCUCUCCACCACCAAAUUUGUUGUGAUUUUGAAUAAAUGUUUAUUUGGAUCCUUUGUGGUGGUAACAACCACAAUCUAAAGGAGAACUCAGUUUUCACUUUGGUUUUUAAAAUGUGCGUCCUUUUUUGUGUGUGUUCGCACUUGCGCAAGUUAAUAUGGUUGAGUUGCAACAUUACAUUGAAUUGAACUGAGAGGGCACCUGAAAACACACAGUCCCCUUUCUGAUAAAUAAUGAACAUCAGGCUCAAAUGUAAGUUGAAUGCAAAUUGUUCUGUUAACCUCUGUCCAGGUGGUACAUGAGUUAAGGCGAAAUGGUGUGUUGAUCUUGAUCAAGUGGAUGACUGGGAAAUGUUUAACUGCAGAGGUCAGAAAUGUAAUUUUGAUGUUCCUGUUACAAAUGCGGGGGGGGGGGGCAUUUCUGAAGCAUCCCCUCUCUGAAGACAUUCACUCCAAUCCAGCAGAUGUAAGGCAAGGGAACGGAGAACUCUGAGGUUUUCCAACCAAUUCAGUAGUUGGGAAAGUGGUGAAUGCACAGUCAUUAAAGUUGACAAAAGCUGCUUCUGUUAUCACACGUGAGUUGGGAGUCCUGCAGUGGUUUGGAUCAGAGGGCUGAUGAAUAUAUGAGGUUCAGAAAUGGGAAUGAUAUCCAUUUCUUUCAAAGAAACAAAAUGCAUUUUAGUGUUGGUAGAUUUCCCCCUUCUGUGGUGUCAUUUUCUUCCCUUCUAAAUUAGGAUCUUCUAAACCUUAAACCAUGAGAUUGCUAGCUUACACACACGCACAUACACACACAGCAGAGGCAAUAGUUUAGCUACAUUUUAUAUUGCCCUGUGUUGUCUGGCAAAUUAAGAAUUUCAAGUUGAUAGAACUGUUCUAAUGCUGCUGUGGAAAAGUGGGUGAUACUCAUAGAUAGUAGGCAUGGAUUCUGCAAACAGGCAUGGAGAAAUACAAAAUUACCUAGGCCUGAUGAUGCUUCCAAUUUUUCAAAGAAUAAAAAACAAGUCAGUCUUCUAAAAUGCUAAUUUAAGAUUGGCCAGUCCAGGCAACAGAAUGAGGCUGUAGAGUCCUGGCAUGGCCGAAUGGACUUGCUGAAGCCAAUCCAGA